Molecule: messenger RNA, 1779 nt
Organism: Indicator indicator
Lineage: Eukaryota; Metazoa; Chordata; Aves; Piciformes; Indicatoridae
Gene: MUTYH
Product: mutY DNA glycosylase
Exons: 15
Biological process (GO): base-excision repair; mismatch repair
Cellular component (GO): nucleus
Molecular function (GO): oxidized purine DNA binding; 8-oxo-7,8-dihydroguanine DNA N-glycosylase activity; adenine/guanine mispair binding
Source: RefSeq, a predicted model, not a curated record
AUGGGCGUGGCCAUCCGCUCUGAUUUGUCGCCGCGCGGGGUGGGGUACUGGAAGGAAAACAUUUUCCCGGGAAAGCUUCACGUGCUGUCGCGUUGCUUCCGUCGUUCCCGGGCCGCAGCCCCGUCGGGAAGGAACCCGGCCAUGAGCAAACUCCGGGCAGCGGCUGCCGGGGGUCUCCGGCGAAGCGGCAGGAGAGCGGCAUCGCCUGCAGAGCAGAGCAGGAAGGGUGCGUUGCUCCGUGGAGCGCCUGCCCCACUUCUCGCCCAGCAUCUGUUCAGCGACCCGGCUGAGAUCCAGUCUCUGCGCGGGAACCUGCUUGCUUGGUAUGACAAAUGCAAGCGAGACCUUCCCUGGAGGACAUUGGCAGCCACUGAGCCAGAUGCUGACAGACGGGGUUAUGCAGUGUGGGUGUCUGAGAUCAUGCUCCAGCAGACGCAGGUGGCUACAGUGAUUGACUACUACAAUCGCUGGAUGCAGAAGUGGCCGACGCUGCAGGCUUUGGCACAGGCGUCCCUGGAGGAGGUGAAUGAGCUGUGGGCAGGACUUGGCUACUACUCAAGAGGGAAGCGUCUGCAGGAGGCAGCAAAGAAGGUGGUGUCAGAGCUGGACGGCCGGAUGCCCAGGACAGCUGAGCUCCUGCAAAAGCUGCUGCCAGGAGUGGGCCGAUACACAGCAGGAGCAAUAGCAUCUAUCUCAUACGGGCAGGUGAGGGCUGGGCAUCAGUGGACUUAUCUCCCUUCUCUGCCACCUAGCCCCACUCCUGGCAGGGUCCUGCUGCUGGGCAUCUCCCAGCAAAGUAACCUCAGCUCCUGGUCCUAGGCUACUGGCGUUGUGGAUGGGAACGUGAUCCGGGUCCUGUGCCGCCUGCGGUGCAUCGGUGCUGACUCCAGCAGCCCGGCUGUCACUGACUGGCUCUGGGACAUGGCUAAUGCUGUGGUCGACAGGAGCCGCCCAGGGGAUUUUAACCAAGCCCUGAUGGAGCUGGGGGCAACCGUGUGUGUGCCCAAGGCCCCGCUGUGCAGGGAGUGCCCCGUGAAGAAGCAAUGCCGAGCACGGCACAGGGUGGAGAAGGAGCUGGCCCUUGCCUCUCAGAAACUGCUUGGAAAACCCAUCCCAGUGCCUGAUGUUGAGGACUGUGGUGUUGGGGAUUGUCCCCUGUGUCCCCCAGCUGCAGAGCCUUGGGACAGUAGCCUGGGAGUGACCAACUUCCCCCGGAAAGCAGCGAAGAAGCAGCCGCGGGCAGCACGAACAGCUACGUGUGUGCUGGAGCGAAGGGGCUGCCACGGGGCCCCCGAGUACCUCAUUGUGCAGAGACCCAACUCAGGUCUCCUGGCUGGCUUAUGGGAGUUCCCAAGUCUCCCAGUGGCUCAGGGUCUGCAGGAGGAGAAGCAGAGGGAGGUGCUGGCAGAUUACCUCCAGGCCUGGAUGGGGCAGCCUGUGGCAGCUGAAGGCCUGCAGUUUAUUGGAGAGGUUGUCCACAUCUUCUCUCACAUCCACCAGACAUAUGUGGUCUACUCCCUGCUCCUGGAUGGGGAUGUGACCCUAGACCCUUCCCCAUCCCAGUCCCGCUGGGUGACAGAGGAUGAGUUCCAUGCCUCUGCUGUUUCUACAGCCAUGAAGAAGGUGUUGAAAGCGUGUGAGAAGCAGCGUGGGAAGGAGAGCAGCCCCAGCGUGGGCCCGAAGAGGAAGCGGGGGGCAAAAAUGCAGAGAGCAAGCAGCACCUGUCCUGGGACACAGCUGUCCCUCCAUGCCUUCCUUCGGGUACCAACUGCUCCAUGA